Raphanus sativus (radish) is the source of this 369-nucleotide messenger RNA. Its product is annotated as protein GOLVEN 7. The record is from RefSeq and is a predicted model, not a curated record. Gene Ontology annotation, molecular function: growth factor activity. Gene Ontology annotation, biological process: cell differentiation; positive regulation of gene expression; positive regulation of cell population proliferation. Lineage: Eukaryota; Viridiplantae; Streptophyta; Magnoliopsida; Brassicales; Brassicaceae. The transcript is spliced from 3 exons. The coding region runs from base 33 to 344 and encodes 103 amino acids.
AGGGAGGUGAUCAAGGAGAAUCAAGAAGAGUCAUGACCACUUUAUCAAAGAUUCUAUGUGUGUUGCUCGUUCUUUUCUUAUGCAUAUCCUUUCGAUAUUCACUUCAUGAAGAUGGGAAUCAAGAAUCAAGGCGUGAUGUCGUUUCAACUCGUAAGGUGAUCGAAAAUGGUGAUGUGAUGAUACGAGGACGAAAACUGAUGGUGACAAGUGGAGAAGCAGAUAAAGAAACCACGAUGAAGAGAAAGAGAAAAUCAGGCAAAAGUGUUGACGAGGAUGGACUCGUUGCUUUUACUGCUGAUUAUUGGAGAGCCAAGCCCAAGCAUCAUCCUCCCAGGAACAAUUGAUCAUAAUCCGGUUAUGAGAUAAUAU